Acomys russatus (golden spiny mouse) is the source of this 1815-nucleotide messenger RNA. It is a transcript of the gene Uap1, whose product is annotated as UDP-N-acetylglucosamine pyrophosphorylase 1. The transcript has 10 exons. The record is from RefSeq and is a predicted model, not a curated record. Gene Ontology annotation, biological process: UDP-N-acetylglucosamine biosynthetic process. NCBI's taxonomy places the organism in Eukaryota, Metazoa, Chordata, Mammalia, Rodentia, Muridae. Gene Ontology annotation, molecular function: UDP-N-acetylglucosamine diphosphorylase activity. The coding region runs from base 106 to 1671 and encodes 521 amino acids.
CCCCUCAGGUUCAGAGUUGGACUUCUGCCUCUUGUUAAUUCCUUUUCUCCCUUUGGUUCACAGCCCCACAGCCCUGUUUUCACAGAGCUUCACUACCAGAGCACUAUGAAUCUUAACGACCUCAAACUCAGGCUGUCCAGAGCUGGGCAAGAACACCUGCUGCAGUUCUGGAAUGAGCUGGAAGAAACCCAGCAGGUAGAACUUUAUACGGAGCUGCAGGCCAUGAACUUUGAAGAGCUGAAUUCAUUUUUCCAGAAGGCCAUGGGAGGAUUUGAUCAGUCAUCUCACCAAGAAAAGGUGGAUGCACGAAUGGAGCCUGUGCCUCGAGAGGUUUUGGGCAGCUCUACGAGAGAUCAAGACCAGCUGCAGGCCUGGGAAAGUGAAGGACUAUCCCAGAUUGCUCAGAACAAAGUGGCAGUUCUUCUUCUAGCUGGUGGGCAGGGGACACGACUUGGAGUCUCAUAUCCCAAGGGCAUGUAUGACGUUGGCUUGCCUUCUCACAAGACGCUGUUUCAGAUUCAAGCAGAACGCAUUCUGAAGCUUCAGCUGUUAGCUGAAAAACACUAUGGCAGCAAGUGCAUCAUCCCAUGGUAUAUAAUGACCAGCGGUAGGACAAUGGAGUCGACGAAGGAGUUCUUCACAAAGCACAAAUACUUUGGUUUAAAAAAGGAGAACGUGGUCUUUUUUCAGCAGGGAAUGCUGCCCGCUAUGAGUUUUGAUGGGAAAAUUAUCUUGGAAGAGAAAAACAAAGUCUCUAUGGCUCCAGAUGGGAAUGGCGGCCUCUACCGGGCUCUUGCAGCCCAGAACAUUGUGGAGGACAUGGAAUACAGAGGCAUCUGGAGUAUCCAUGUCUAUUGUGUGGACAACAUCCUGGUAAAAGUGGCAGACCCCCGCUUCAUUGGCUUCUGCAUUAAGAAGGGAGCAGAUUGUGGGGCAAAGGUGGUAGAGAAAACGAAUCCCACGGAACCAGUUGGAGUGGUUUGCCGGGUGGACGGAGUGUACCAGGUGGUAGAAUACAGUGAGAUUUCUCUGGCAACGGCUCAGAAGCGAAGCUUGGAUGGACGGCUGCUGUUCAACGCUGGGAACAUUGCCAAUCAUUUCUUCACUGUACCAUUCCUGAGAGAUGUUGUCAAUGUUUAUGAACCUCAGUUGCAGCACCAUGUGGCUCAAAAGAAGAUUCCAUAUGUGGAUUCCCAGGGGCACUUAAUUAAGCCGGACAAGCCAAAUGGAAUAAAGAUGGAAAAAUUUGUCUUUGACAUCUUCCAGUUUGCAAAGAAGUUUGUGGUGUAUGAAGUGUUGCGAGAAGAUGAGUUCUCCCCGCUCAAGAACGCAGACAGUCAGAAUGGAAAGGACAACCCGACCACUGCCAGGCAAGCUUUGAUGUCCCUCCAUCACUGCUGGGUCCUCAAUGCUGGGGGACACUUCAUAGACGAAAAUGGCUCUCGCCUCCCAGCCAUCCCCCGUGCUACAAAUGGAAAGUCAGAGACCAUCACAGCUGAUGUCAAUCACAACUUGAAAGAUGCCAACGAUGUACCAAUCCAGUGUGAAAUCUCUCCCCUCAUCUCCUAUGCUGGAGAAGGGCUAGAAGGCUACGUGGCAGAUAAAGAGUUCCAUGCACCUUUAAUCAUCGAUGAGAAUGGAGUCCAUGAGCUGGUGAAAAAUGGCGUAUGAGUUCUAACAUGCGCUCAGCCAUAUAGGGAGCCUUUGCUUCUGAUAGACCAACUGUGAACAUGCGGGGCCUCCUGGAAGGCUGAAGUGUGGAUAUCAAUAGAGUUCCAUUUUGCUUGCUGGUAUCUGAUAAACAACAGACUUCCC